Phytophthora infestans T30-4 is the source of this 501-nucleotide messenger RNA. RefSeq lists its product as uncharacterized. The transcript has 2 exons. The record is from RefSeq and is a predicted model, not a curated record. Bases 1 to 501 code for a protein of 166 amino acids. NCBI's taxonomy places the organism in Eukaryota, Oomycota, Peronosporomycetes, Peronosporales, Peronosporaceae.
AUGACAACUACGUUCACUUUAGAAGACGACAAAGAAAUGGUUCAGCUAGCGUCCGCCCAUGUAGACGCAGGUACGCGAAUGGCGUGGGCAGAUAUUGCCCAGCGUGCAGCAUACAGGCCACAAUGCCAGAGGAGCACUGCAGUAGCGCCUUCGGACGCUAAAAAACGUGGGGAGGGGGGGCAAGCUUCUUCACGCCGGUGCAACGGCCACGCGGUCGACCACCCAGGGUGGCGCGUCAGUUGGUUCAAUAUGUUCACACUACGCAACAGCGACAGCGCAGAACAGGACCUUCGGUGCAACAACAAAGCUCGGCUGGAGAUGAUUCGGUGCGGCCACAGCGUCCAGGUGCAAGUGUUGCGGUACGCCCACCUCUACAGCGGCAAGCAGCUGACUCACAACGUGAUCGUGUUGGGUUCUGGCCCCAGCAACACCCGCUACCGUCUACAGCGAAGGUUGUACAAGGCGCCAGCAACCUGUCGCAUCGCAACGCCGGGUGACUGA